AUGGCCUUCCAACCUCAGGCUUCCGACCCUCCGCGGCCCUUGAUUCCACCCCGAACCGUCCCAAUCCCCCAAAGAAUUGACGUCUAUCACCCAGACUAUCCUACUCGCACUAAGAUUCUCGCCCUGUCUGUUUUUCCGAACAGCCAAGGAGUGUCUGGUAUUCCGCUCCUCAUUCUCCUGGACUGUUGUUAUAUCAUCGCUCAAAAUCGAAACGGCAAGCUUCGCGCACUGAGUUCCGAUGUAGACAUUGCAAUUGCCGACGUCUGGAUACCUUCCGGCAAAUACACUUACCAUGUUUCUGGAGAAUUCCGCUAUCCCAUCUGUACAAACUUCUUGGUAUGGAAAAUACCAGAGCACCUCCCCGCCCGAUGGCUUGUCAUGGGAUCAAGGACCCCCACGGGAUCAUGUCGACUAUCCUCGCUCAGCACACGCGUGAAAGUCCUCGACACUGCCUGUGUGCUGACAGGCGAGAUUUCACGGCUCCAAGCAUGUCAUCUGGUCCCCCGUGCGGAACUUGCCUGGUGGAGGCACAAUGGGAUGAACGAAGCCCUUGAUAACGACUAUGGCGUUGAUUCGGAGCAAAACGUGAUGACACUGCGCGCCGAUCUCAACGCGUCGGGGAUGGAUGAGGGUCAUUUCGUGUUUGCACCUCAUCAAGGUGUUGGUGUCGUGCUAUGUUUGACUGAUAUCAUUCGAGACUUGGCGGAAGACCAUCAUCUCCGAUGCUUCACCAUCGCUGACCGAUUGAAGCCCCACUGCUUCUUUGCGCGAUUUGCAUGGGGCCUUUUCAAGUCCCAGGCCUCUGUCUUCGCAAGUCUCCCGCCUGACACCAAGCGUGUCCUUAUUCACCCGGACCUCACCAAAAUAAUCGACGAUCUGAAAAACCAAAAAAGAAUGAAAAACCUCGAAAAGCAGACCGAUUUACCUGCAGGUACAGCACUGGACAUUGAUGCAAUGAGCAGCCCGGCAUCCGGAGACAUGGCAGAAGGCUCUGCUGAUAUUGACAUCGAAUCGCCGAAACUCGACUUGUUCGAGCGGGUGUCACUGGUGGACAAGGACCCGGUUCCGGAAAAUGAAGCGCAAUGGCAAUCAAGGGCGCCAGUUCUUCGAGACUUGGCCUCACGUCAAGACCGCUUGAAAACAAUGUAUCUACCACAAGUGUCUGAGCUCCUAAGUGCGAAUAUACGGAUCGCAACCGUAGGCGAAGAGGACAAUGAGCAAGUGUUGUCAGACGACGACGAGUGUGAAAGUGUCAAACUAGGCUUAAAUAAGCACGAUGAAGUGACAGACGACUCUGAAGCACCCCCAAAUCUGGCACAAGAUUCCCAGCAUCGAGACGGCCUCAAAACAAUUCAUCUUCUCAGUGAUAGCUUCAAUACGCGGAUGACGGGUGAAGAGGAAGAGUGCUCAGACAGCGAGGUCGAACACCGCCAGGAGAUGGUGUCCCAAUGGCUCAAUGAAGUCGCAGUAUAUGAGGCAGCAUAG
Messenger RNA from Mycena indigotica, 1485 nucleotides. RefSeq lists its product as uncharacterized. Bases 1 to 1485 code for a protein of 494 amino acids. The transcript has 7 exons. The record is from RefSeq and is a predicted model, not a curated record. NCBI's taxonomy places the organism in Eukaryota, Fungi, Basidiomycota, Agaricomycetes, Agaricales, Mycenaceae.